Molecule: messenger RNA, 2610 nt
Organism: Syngnathoides biaculeatus (alligator pipefish)
Lineage: Eukaryota; Metazoa; Chordata; Actinopteri; Syngnathiformes; Syngnathidae
Gene: melk
Product: maternal embryonic leucine zipper kinase
Exons: 17
Coding region: 203-2281 (692 amino acids)
Biological process (GO): intracellular signal transduction; protein phosphorylation; microtubule cytoskeleton organization
Cellular component (GO): cytoplasm
Molecular function (GO): ATP binding; tau-protein kinase activity; protein serine/threonine kinase activity
Source: RefSeq, a predicted model, not a curated record
CGCCGGAAGCCGGAAGUUGGGAUUUAACGUGCGAAAUUCAAAUCGCAUUGGCAGCUGCCGGCGACUUUUCUUUUCUGUGCCUCUUCUCAUUUGAGCCACUGGCGCACAUCGGGCGGGGCAACCUCCAUUUAUUUGGCUUUUGCUCACACUCGGGCGACUUUGGCGUCUUCUUGUGGCCUCCGACUGGCUCCUGGCGGACGCGAUGCCCGCGGAGAGGAAGCAAGAACCGAGGACGGAGCCCCGCGGGGCCGAAGAGCUUCACAAGGCCUACGAGGUUUAUGACACCAUCGGAUCAGGUGGGUUCGCCAAAGUGAAGCUGGGUCGGCACAUCCUGACCGGAGAGAAGGUCGCCAUUAAGAUCAUGAACAAGAAGGACCUCGGGGAUGAUCUUCCGCGUGUGAAAGUGGAGAUGGAGGCCAUGAAGAGCCUCAGUCAUCAGCACAUCUGCCGUCUCUACCAAGUCAUCGAGUCGGCCACGCAGAUCUUCAUGAUACUUGAGUACUGUCCAGGAGGGGAGUUGUUUGACUACAUCAUCGCCAAGGACCGACUCUCGGAAGAGGAAACCAGAGUGUUUUUCCGACAAAUUGUGUCCGCCGUGGCCUACGUCCACAGCCAGGGUUACGCGCACAGGGACCUCAAACCGGAGAACUUGUUGAUAGAUGGAGAGCACAACUUGAAGCUCAUCGAUUUCGGUUUAUGCGCCAAACCCAAGGGAGGCCUCGGUUACGAGUUGAUGACGUGCUGCGGAAGUCCCGCUUACGCCGCGCCUGAGCUCAUCCAGGGAAAGGCUUACAUCGGCUCGGAGGCCGACGUGUGGAGCAUGGGCGUGUUGCUCUUCGCCCUGCUCUGCGGCUUUUUGCCCUUCGACGACGACAACUGCGCCGUCCUCUACAGGAAAAUUACUAGAGGAAAGUAUGACAACCCUUCAUGGCUUUCCCCGGGAAGCGUCCUCCUGCUCAACCAAAUGAUGCAGGUGGAGCCCAAGUGGCGUCCAACAGUGCAGCAGCUGCUUGAGCACCCUUGGGUGAUGAAAGACUACAACAGCCCAGUGGAGUGGCACAGCAGGCAGCCGCUGGGUCACAUAGACGAGGACUGCAUCACUGAGAUGGCGGUCCACUUGAAGCGGUCCAGAGAGAGCACCACGGCGCUGGUUCAGGAGUGGCGCUACGACCGCAUCACAGCCACGUAUUUGCUCCUGCUGGCCAAGAAGCAGAAAGGCAAGCCCGUGCGGUUCCACACCGAGCCCGGCGCCGCCUUCUCUCCGCGACGUGGACGAAUGCAGACUGCGGGAGCCCUUCACUUUGCUGACGACGACGGGGAUGCCGUGAUUCUGGAUUCUUUGGAUCUCUGCUCGUGCUACGUGGACGAUUGUCCGUGGGUGUCGGUCUCGCGUGGUACGCCUCAAGCGUUUCCCCAGAAGACGGAACGAAAUCCAGAUGACGAGAAGCCGGCGACCCCGUUCGAGAAAAGAUGCGCGCGGAGCCCCCCGCCCGAAGGGGCUCAAGCGACGGCCCGCCGGCGCCGGGAGAGGAAGCGCGAAGAGCGCCAACCGGCUCUUGACGACAAGGAGAACGUCGGCCCGCGGGAGAAAGACGCGGAGAUCUUUGCGCUUCCUCCGCCUCGCACUCCUCCUUCCAGCAAGAAGAACCCGCGCCGCAAGAAUGUCUUGACCACGCCCAAUCAAAGCGUGGCCAACGGCACCGGAGGCACACCCGAAGGUGACGGCGUGGCAUUCAGGUCAGGUGUGUGCGUCGCGGCCGACGCCAGUGCUUCCAAGAGGAGAGCGGCGGAGAGCAAAGAGUCCGCAAACCUGGAGAUCCUGGCCUUCAGUCCCGAAAGAAGGUCUCGCUCUUUGGACAUGCCCGGUAGCGGGGACAGCGGAAAGAAGCGAAGGGCGGGUCGGGUCUUCGGGUCCCUGGAGAGGGGCCUGGACAAGGUCAUCACCAUGCUCACCCCCGGCAAGAGACGAGCGCCGCGAGACGCCCCGCGCAAGAUCAAGACCCAAUACAACGUGACCCUGACGGGGGAGACCAAUCCGGACCAGGUCCUCAACCAGAUCCUGUCCGUCCUGCCGGAGAAAAGUGUCCAAUUCAGCCAGAAAGGGUACACCGUGAAGUGCAAGACCUGGGAUGACUUCGGCAAGGUGACGUUGGCCUUUGAGCUGGAGGUUUGUCUGCUGCACCGGCCAGAAGUGGUCGGCGUGCGUCGGCGGCGCCUAAAAGGGGACGCUUGGGUCUACAAGCACUUGGUGGAGGACAUCCUCUCCACGUCCAGCAUCUAACAUCCAAGUCGCGGCGAGCCUCACAAGUGCAUUUAGAGGACAUUUCGGGGGCCACCGUGUACGCUGCCACUUCACAAGAGUAAAUUAUAAAAUGUUUACUGUACAGCUUUCUAUUUACAUUUACAAAUGAUUUGAACCUCUUAAGUCUACCUGAUUGAACUUCAUCGCUUUUUAAUUUGAAGGUUUUUUUUAAAUGUUUAUAUGUCAGUGUGUAUCAAUGUUUGUAAAGGGAGCAAAAUAAACACUUUCAGCUUGUUAAUGAAACUCAUUUAUUGGAUUCAAAAAUAGCACAAAGGAGCUAAAAAUAAAUUGUAGAGAUGAUUAAACAA